Messenger RNA from Trichoderma gamsii, 921 nucleotides. RefSeq lists its product as hypothetical. Bases 1 to 921 code for a protein of 306 amino acids. The transcript has a single exon. The record is from RefSeq and is a predicted model, not a curated record. NCBI's taxonomy places the organism in Eukaryota, Fungi, Ascomycota, Sordariomycetes, Hypocreales, Hypocreaceae.
AUGCUCUGGGAAUCGAUCCGCGAUCGAUAUAAAAAGGCUACGCGAAUUCCUCAACAAUUGUCUCCCAUAAUAGAACUCGUUUCAUCCCUCAGUCUUCUUCAAAAUGCGUCAAGUGGCUCUUAUACGUGUAUCCUUGGAUGUCUUAUCCCAGAAGAAUUGUUAUUUACCUUCGAAGAGAAAGGAAUCCCAUCGUCUAAUGUAACCAUUGUACCGGUCACAGAUCCCCAAUUAGGCAAUCAUGUCGACUCAAAAUUCCCUGCAAAGCCACCUGGGAGCUUGCCCAUCCUCGCCAUUCCGCAGUACAAUCAUGGUGCCAAUGUCAUAUACAUUCGCCAAUCGUUGGCUAUCAUGAGUUACCUAAACGAGCUAUGCGACAAUGGCGCUGAAGGAUUCCCAGACUCUCGUUAUUCCAUGCGUGGAGCCGAUGCUCUCGAACAUGCGCACAUCAACGGCGUAAUCGCCUUAGCGGAUGAGUGCACCACUCAAUGGAAUGCCAUACGUCUCUUCAGUACUGGUGCAGGGCCUUUUCCUCUACCAGACGCAUCAAAUGAGAUGUUGCGUUGGGUUCGACGCUCACUCAUGACAAUCGAAGCGGCGUACAAUGAUCGCGACCUGGCGCCACUAAUACAGAGUGAGACGGAUGAGUCUGCCACUAACAAUAGCGUGAACCUACCAGACGUUGUACUGUAUCAGUUCCUCGAGUUUACCGUCGACUGCUAUGGCGUGGAUAUGACUCAGAGAUCGGGAAAGGUAGUAAAGGACGUUUAUGGGCGGGAUGUCUUGGAAAAGUUCCCAAAGCUAGUAGAGUUUUACAACGCAUUUAAGACUCGGAUAAGUGUUAUCAGAGACGCUGAGCAGGGAGAGGUACCGCCUUCCACAGUUUUGGAGAAAAUGAAGAAUUGGCAUAAAGAGAGCCCCUAA